This is a messenger RNA of Canis lupus familiaris (dog), 5175 nucleotides long. RefSeq names its product tectonin beta-propeller repeat containing 1 (gene TECPR1). Gene Ontology annotation, cellular component: membrane. The transcript has 25 exons. NCBI's taxonomy places the organism in Eukaryota, Metazoa, Chordata, Mammalia, Carnivora, Canidae. The coding region runs from base 284 to 3814 and encodes 1176 amino acids. The record is from RefSeq and is a predicted model, not a curated record.
UGCCCGCUGUGAUGCGGGGUGGGAUGGGGUAGGGCUCACCCCCAAACUGCCGGCUCAGGGCAUCUCCUGCCCAGUGCGGCCAGCGGAUCCUGCUUCAGGAAGGACUCAGCUUCCGGACGUGUCCUGCUAUUUUCUCCCGCGUCUCUGGACCCUGCCUUCCGACAGCCCCCGAAAGUGGCAGGCACACUGCCCUAGACGCUGGCGGCGGACAUUGACCUGGCCUCCUGCCGCCAGCCCUCCUCCCGCAGCCGCCACCACUACCAUCACCACCGCCACCGCCACCAUGCCCAACUCCGUGCUGUGGGCGGUGGACCUCUUCGGGAAGGUGUACACGUUGUCCACGGCGGGGCAGUACUGGGAGCUGUGCAAGGACAACCGGCUGGAGUUCAAAAGGGUCAGUGCAGCCAUGCAGUGCUGCUGGGGCAUCGCCUGUGACAACCAGGUCUACGUUUACGUGUGUGCCAGCGACGUCCCCAUCCGCCGCCGGGAGGAGGCCUACGAGAACCAGCGCUGGAACCCUGUGGGUGGCUUCUGUGAGAAGCUCCUGCCAAGUGACCGCUGGCAGUGGAGCGAUGUGAGUGGGCUCCAGCAACGGCCGCUGGAUGGUGUGGCACUGCCCUCACCGCACUGGGAGUGGGAGUCGGACUGGUAUGUGGAUGAGAACUUUGGAGGGGAACCCACCGAGAAAGGGGGGUGGACAUAUGCUAUCGACUUCCCUGCCACCUACACCAGAGACAAGAAGUGGAAUUCUUGCGUGCGGCGUCGGAGGUGGAUCCGGUACAGGAGAUACAAGUCUCGGGACACCUGGGCCAAGAUCCCUUCGAAGGAUGACCCCAAGCAACUGCCCGACCCCUUCAAUGACCUCUCUGUGGGGGGGUGGGAAAUCACAGACGAGCCCGUGGGCCGCCUGUCCGUAUGGGCUGUGUCUCUGCAGGGCAAGGUGUGGUACAGAGAGGACGUCAGCCACCCCAACCCCGAAGGCUCAUCGUGGUCCCUCAUGGACACCCCAGGGGAGGCGGUGCAGAUCAGCUGUGGGCCCCACGACCUCCUGUGGGUCACGCUCUGGGAGGGGCAGGCCUUGGUCCGGGAAGGAAUCAACAGGAACAAUCCCAAAGGAAGUUCCUGGUCCAUAGUGGAGCCUCCCACCUCUGAAAAUGGGAUCAUGCAUGUCUCCGUGGGAGUUGGCGUGGUCUGGGCCAUCACCAAGGAUCGGAAAGUGUGGUUCCGAAGAGGCGUCAACUCGCACAAUCCCUGUGGCACCAGCUGGAUUGAGAUGGUCGGAGAUAUGAUGAUGGUGAACGUGGGGCUCAAUGACCAGGUUUGGGGCAUUGGCUGUGAGGACCGGGCCAUGUACUUCCGUCAGGGUGUCACCCAGAGUGAACUCAGUGGGAAAACCUGGAAGGCCAUCGUCGCCAGCCGAGAGAGUGACCGAUCGCACUCUGGUAGUUCAUCAAGUCUCCUCAGUGCUGGCUGCUUCUUUGGCGACGAGGUGAGGGGCAGUGGUGAGUCCUGUGCACCGAGUGACACGGAUGCCUCUUUAGAAGCCGAGAGACUGGGGCCUGACCAGCCUGUCCCUGCAGAGUCUGUGGACGGUCCCAGGAACCCCAGGGACAGCUUGGCCACAGGCCCGGGCAUCGGCAGGACCACAGAGCAUGCCGUGGAGGUCACCAGCCUGGCCACUCCGGCUCCUGGGCCUGGCCUGGCCUCCACCCCGGCUGAACUGCCCUGGACCAAUAUUGACCUGAAGGAGCCCAAGAGAGCACCCAGCCACUCAGCUGCUGGCUUUCCAGAGACCGCCGGCCUUUCCUCGCUGGGGCUCCUCCCACUGGGCUUGGAGGAGCCCUACGGGGCUGAUGACCACUCACUAUGGGCCUGGGUGUCAGGAGGAGGCUGCGCUGUGGAGGCCCACUCUGUGCUCAAGUGGUUCACCAUCCAGUCGGGCCUGUCCCCCUCGGUACAGACGCUGUCCCUGUCCAUCACGCCGGCCCAGACAGCCGCCUGGCGGAAGCAGAUCUUCCAACAGCUCACUGAGAGGACCAAGCGGGAGCUGGAGAACUUCCGGCACUACGAGCAGGCCGUAGAGCAGUCGGUGUGGGUGAAGACGGGGGCCCUGCAGUGGUGGUGUGACUGGAAACCCCACAAGUGGGUGGACGUCCGUGUGGCCCUGGAGCAGUUCACGGGGCUCGAUGGGGCUCGGGACAGCAUCCUCUUCAUCUACUACGUGGUCCACGAGGAGAAGAAGUACCUCCACGUCUUCCUCAACGAGGUGACACUCCUAGUCCCUGUGCUCAACGAGACCAAGCACUCCUUUGCCCUUUAUACCCCCGAGAGGACACGGCAGAGGUGGCCCGUGCAUCUGGCUGCUGCCACUGAGCAGGACAUGAAUGAUUGGCUGGCCCUGCUCAACCUGUCCUGCUGCGAGAGCCGGAGGGUCCACGGCCGCCCCUCCCCGCAGGCCAUCUGGUCUGUCACCUGCAAGGGGGACAUCUUUGUGAGCGAGCCCAGCCCAGACCUGGAGGCCUCCGAGCACAUGCUGCCCUGUGACCAGAUGUUCUGGCGGCAGAUGGGAGGCCACCUGCGAGUGGUGGAGGCCAGCGGCCGGGGAGUGGUGUGGGGCAUCGGCUACGACCACACAGCCUGGGUCUAUACGGGUGGCUACGGCGGAGGCUGCUUCCAAGGCCUGGCCAGCAGCACCAGUAACAUCUACACGCAGUCAGACGUGAAGUGUGUCUACAUCUACGAGAACCAGCGCUGGAACCCCGUCACGGGCUACUCCAGCAGGGGUCUGCCCACCGACCGGUACAUGUGGAGCGACGCCUCAGGGCUGCAGGAGUGCACCAAGGCCGGCACGAAGCCCCCGUCCCUGCAGUGGACCUGGGUUUCUGACUGGUCUGUGGAUUUCAGCGUUCCCGGGGGCACCGACCAGGAGGGCUGGCAGUACGCCAGCGACUUCCCUGCCUCAUACCACGGAUACAAAACCAUGAAGGAUUUUGUUAGGAGAAGGUGCUGGGCCAGAAAAUGUAAGCUGGUGACCACUGGGCCCUGGCUGGAGGUGGCCCCUAUUACCCUUGGGGACGUGUCCAUCAUCCCAGAGAGCCCAGAUGCCAACAGAAGUGGGCAUAGCAUUGCCCUCUGGGCCGUCAGUGACAAGGGAGAUGUGCUUUGCCGCCUGGGCGUGUCGGAGCUCAACCCCGCGGGCUCCUCCUGGCUGCACGUGGGCACUGACCAGCCCUUCACUUCCAUCUCCAUUGGAGCCUGUCACCAGGUGUGGGCCGUGGCCAGGGAUGGCUCCGCCUUCUACCGGGGCUCUGUGUCCCCCACCCAGCCAGCUGGUGACUGCUGGUACCACAUCCCGUCUCCUCCCAAGCAGAGGCUGAAGCAGGUAUCUGUGGGGCAGACGUCAGUGUACGCCUUGGACGAAAACGGGAACCUGUGGUAUCGCCAGGGGGUGACGCCCAGCUACCCACAAGGCUCCAGCUGGGAGCACGUGUCCAACAACGUGUGCCGAGUGUCCGUGGGGCCCCUGGACCAGGUUUGGGUAAUCGCCAACAAGGUCCAGGGGAGCCAUGGCCUGAGCCGGGGAACCGUGUGCCAUCGCACAGGCGUGCAGCCUCGAGAGCCCAAGGGCCAGGGCUGGGACUAUGGCAUCGGGGGGGGCUGGGAUCACAUCACUGUCCGGGCCAAUGCCACCAGAGCCUUCAGGAGCAGGUCCCAGGAGACAGCCACUGACUGGAGUGGGGAGCCGGGCCUCCCCAGCACGCCGUCGAGGGUGGCUGGAGCCUCGCAGGAGGCCCGUGGCCCUGUCUGCUGCUGAGGCCGCAGCCUCCCCUCACCUGAAGCAAGUGUGUCCUGCAGGUGUGAAGGAUCAAAGUUGAUAUGUGCGCCUUCCGGUCUGAGCCAUUCUUACAUGUGGAUCGUGGAGGGAACCUGGCCUGAGGUCACAGCCACUUCAGAGGCACUGGCUGAACCAGCCCAGAAAUGUGAAGUUUCGUGGAUGCUCCCGCACACGUACCCCUGUCUGCAGCCGUGGAGUGGGGUGGGGGCUCCUUCACCCCAGCCUUUCCCACCUGCCCCUCCCCACUGUGCCUCCUGCCGUUCUGGAACAGGAGUCUGGAGCUUUCCAGGAAUGCUGCCUUGGGAAGCCAAACCCAGGAAGCCCCCAGUGUCCCCAGACAGAUGGGGUACAGCACCCCUCCCCCACCAAGACAAUGGCUGUGGGGCUCAGGGCCACUUUGCCCUGUUCUCUGAUCAUUUUUUAGAGCCAGACUCGAGAACACAGUUUAAUUUCAAAACUUAAGUGAGAAUUGACAGCUUGGAAGCCAAGGUUGGAGAGGGGUUUCUUUUGGAUGGGCACAAGCCCCCCUGUGGGAUUGGAGGCUGCUCCCUUUGUGUCUAAUGAUACAGUAGGGGCUGCAGGGACACGGGGUGUGCAGGCCGCAGCCCCAGGCCCCACACACUGGGGCAAGACUCCCCCCUCCCCGCCCCCAGGCCAGUAGGGAAGCACCUCCCAUCGGGCAGCUUCUUUGCUGCUCUUUUUUUAAGAUUUUAUUUUUAAGUAAUCUCUACACCCAACAUGGGGCUCAAACGCACCACCCCGAGAUCAAGAGUCGCAUGCUGUACUGACUGAGCCAGCCAGGCGCCCCUUUUCUGCUGCUUUUUAUUCCAUUAUGGCUCCAUUUGGUGAAGCCUCAGAUUUGCUUCCUGCAACCAGACACUUUGCCUGAGAGCCCAAGUUGGCCUCUGCUCAUUUUGGGACAAAACGAACUGGCUCCAGCCUUCCCUGGAAUUCUCAUCAGGAGGGGUCAGCCAUGCAUUUGACUCCGUUUUGCGGUGUGGCAUUCAACUCGAAGGUCUCCUCUGGGGUCCCCUCCUGCAGGGCACUGGAAGGGGCUGAUGGUCUCUGCAUUUGCUGUGAAUUGUGGAGGUGGGACCGGGAGGCGUGAGUGGGGCUUUGGGGGCACCGUCCCGUGUGUCUGCACCAUGGGUUCCUUCUACAACAGCAACCUGCCGCUCUGCUGUGACUCGCUGUCUGUCUGUAGCUGGUUCCACGUUGCUCUUGCUCCAGGGCGACUGUGUCCUCACUGCUGAGCGCCCACUGUCUACCUGGUCAGCACCACCAAACCAUCUCGAUUCCUUGGAUGCUUUACUCAAUAAAAACUCACACCAGAAUGUGAA